Messenger RNA from Myotis daubentonii (Daubenton's bat), 4484 nucleotides. It is a transcript of the gene METTL25, whose product is annotated as methyltransferase like 25. NCBI's taxonomy places the organism in Eukaryota, Metazoa, Chordata, Mammalia, Chiroptera, Vespertilionidae. The record is from RefSeq and is a predicted model, not a curated record.
AUGGCUUACCAAGCGCGUCGCCGGGAAACUCACACCGGACGCAGUCAAAGCACGUCACCAGGCGGAAGCAAUCCAUCGCCCACCUGCAGUGUCGAUCGGAGCUCUACUGAUCCCGCCUGGGCGGCUCUCCGCGGAGCCCCCGCCUCGCGACCCGGUUGGCGCCACCUACAGCCCGGGCGGGGGAGCGCCAUGGCGGCUUCCAGCCCGCUCCCGGCGGCCCAGGACUUGCCCACGUUGCGUGCCAAGUUGCAGGGGCUGCUGCGGUUCCUGAGGCAAGCCCUGUCCAUUGCCAACGCACACACAGUGGACUUCUACACGGAGUCCGUGUGGGCGCAACUGGUCGACGUGCCUCCGGAGACUGUGCUGGAGGUGCUGAGGGCGACGACGGCGGAGGACCGGACCUCGGAGGCGCGCCCCCCGGCGGAGGCCGAGGGAGGAGCAGGUAUUACUGGUUUUUCCAAAAUAUUUUGUGAAACUUCCCAGAAGCUAGUUAGUGUGGAAGCCUUUGCUCUGGCUGCGAAAUAUUAUUCUAUACAAAACUUGGGAAUAUGUACUCCUUUUGAGCAAUUGCUUGUAGCCCUUCGAGGAAAUAAAGAAGAGAAAACUGGUGACAAUGUGAAGCCAGAUGAGUUUAUGAAUUUGAAAAAAUCUCACGAAGUUCAGGCAAUGUCAGAGCUGAUCAGCAGUGUUGCUGAUUACUGUGGGAUAAAACAGGUAAUUGACCUGGGUUCUGGAAAAGGCUACCUAAGUUCCUAUUUGUCCCUGAAGUAUGGCUUAAAAGUUUACGGAAUCGAUUCCUCAAAUACCAAUACUCAUGGAGCUCAGGAGAGAAACAGGAAGCUGAAGAAACACUGGAAAGUCUAUCAUACUCGGUCAAACUUAGAUGCCAAUGACCUGGCAUUAAAAAUGGCAAAAGAAAAGAAAAUGCAAGAUCAAGUUAAAAAUAAAGCAGAUAUUGAGGGAGUAUGUAACAACAGUCCUGCAAAUCAAGAAAUGAUGUCUACGUCAGAUUUUUUGCCAGACUUUUCGAGCUCUGUUAUUUCUAACAUCAGAAAACAAAUGGAAAACCUACAUGUUCAUUCACAUCGAGAAGAAAAUUUGUGUUUUGAGAAUGCCUUUUCUCUUAUAGACUUUUUGCCUAUUAAUGCCAUUGAACCUACUUCUUCCUCCCAAAUGCUCAAGAGAAAAAUGUCUGAAGCAAAUAGAGAGAGAAGAAAAACAACAUCCAAGUCAAAUGAAUCAAAUAUAUACUCACCUUUAACAUCUUUUAUUACUGCUGAUUCAGAACUACAUGAUAUUAUUAAAGAUCUGGAGGAUUGCUUGAUGGUAGGUCUACAUACUUGUGGUGAUCUUGCUCCAAAUACUCUACGAAUAUUUACUUCCAAUUCUGAAAUCAAGGGAGUUUGCAGUGUGGGUUGUUGCUACCACCUUUUAUCUGAAGAAUUUGAAAACCCACAUAAAGAAUGUACCCAAGAAAAGUGGGGAUUUCCAAUGUGCCACUAUUUAAAGGAAGAGAGAUGGUCGUGUGGUCGCAAUGCCAGAAUGUCAGCAUGUUUGGCACUGGAGCGGGUUGCAGUUGGCCAAGGGCUGCCUACUGAAUCACUCUUCUAUCGUGCUGUCCUUCAGGAUAUUAUUAAAGAUUGUUAUGGCAUCACCAAAUGUGAUCGAUAUGUUGGUAAAAUUUAUUCCAAAUCCUCUUCCUUUCUGGAUUAUGUCAGAAAGUCUCUAAAGAAGCUUGGAUUAGAUGAGUCCAAGCUGCCAGAAAAAAUGAUAAUGGACUACUAUGAGAAGUAUAAGACUAGAAUGAAUGAGCUGGAAGCUUUUAAUAUGUUGAAAGUUGUUCUGGCUCCUUGUAUAGAGACAUUGAUUCUUCUAGAUCGACUUUGCUACCUGAAAGAGCAGGAAGAUAUUGCAUGGUCGGCACUUGUGAAGUUGUUUGAUCCUGUGAAAUCUCCCAGAUGUUAUGCUGUUAUUGCUCUGAAGCAGCAGCAAUGAUGUCAAUAGAAGCAAGGUUUCUGCUGCUCUUCUACAUUCUUUAAAGUUUUUUUUUCAAAACACAUCUAAAUAUUUUGUUUAAAUCUCAACUUUACUUCAUUGUUCUAAAGUCAUUUAAAAACACCGUUACCAUUAAUUCUUUAUAAAUGUAUAUGAUCCAGAGACAUACUGUAAAAAUAUGUGUAGUUGGACAAGCUUCUGAUCUUUACUAUUGAUGAUCCUGACUUAAUUAAUAUCCAGGAGGUAUACAAUUGAUAUGAAUUAUCAAGAAACACAGAUGAGGCUCCUGAAAUAUGUCUGUGUACUCCACAGAAGGAAUUUGUAACCAUGGUGGAUUGCAUCUCCCAAAAAUUAUCACGCACAUUUCUAAACCCAGCACCCAAACACCAUGCCUACAGCUUAAAAUGUUCAUGGUGAUUAUUUCUUAAUGAAUGUAUCAGUUCUACCUUAAAUCACUCACCAAAAUGUCCUUUAGAAUAGUAUGUGAUACAUUUCUAUCUUUAUAUACUAUAAAGCAUUGAUUUUUGCUUAGGUACUAUCCUAAGCACUUUACUUGUGUUAACUCAUUUAAUACCCAGAACAACUCAUGAAGUAGGUAUAUUAUUUCCAUUGUCCCAUUGUAUAGAUUAGGAAAUUGGCAGAAGUAAACAUUAAUCUUCCCUCAUUCCUGGCCUCACAUUAUUUCUACAAACAAUUUUGCAAAUACAGUGUCUGGCACACUAGAAAAAAAAAUGACCUGGCAUUUAGUGAAGCUGAAAAACAAGUUCCUGUCAUAGAUAAGCAUGGUACUCAGAGCCUCCUACCACAACCUCAGAAUUACAACUAGAUUACAAAACAGCCAUCAUUCAGGACACCUGAAAUCUAGCUGAACAUAAGUCCUAUAAAUAAGGGUAUUAAGAAGAAGCCACAUCCAGACUGAUAGGAGGGGAGGAGAUGCAGAACAGCUGGUCCCACACCCACAUGUGGCAGUUAAAAAUUGGGAGGGAUAGCCCCUACCAGGUAGCUUGGUUGGAGCAUCAUCCCAUACACACACACACAAAAAAAAGAGGUUGCAAGUUAAAUUCCCAGUCAGGAGGCAUUGGGAGGCAACCAAUUGAUGUUUCACUCUCACAUCAAUGUUUCUCUUUCUCUCCCCCUUCUUCUCUCUCUGAAAUCAAUAAAAACAUAUCCUCUUGUGAGACUAAAAGAAAAAUUGCAGCUGUCCCCCCCUAAGGAGUGACUGAUUGGUCCUGGCCCUACAUCAGAACCCCCACCCCAGGGCUCCAGUGCCAGGAAGAGAAGUCAUCAUAACUCCAGGCUGUAAGAAUCAGCAUAAAUUGUGUCUGAGUGAGAUGAUGGACUCCUAGAGUCCCAGACAUUCCUCUUGAAGGACCAGCACAUGGAUUUACUCAGACGAAGUUGCUCUGAGCUCUAGUGCUGUGGCAGCAGAUCCAAAGGCACCAAGUACAGAUGAGGAGGAACUGAAUUGUCUGGCUUCAGAAUGAGGGCUUGAGUGGUAUCUUUAUCUCAAGACAGGAGUGCUGGCAGAGGUCAUGAUUUCCUUGCUGAGCCCCCUCCCGCCCACACAGGGAGUCUGCAUCAACCUGGUUCACAUUAUUUGCACUGCCCUAUUGAUUCCUUGAGACCCUACCCCACCCAACUUGUGUGCCCACCCAUGCCACGUCCAGUGGCUUUUCCAUAUAAAUGGCUCUUUUGUCUCACGUUGCAGACUUUCCCUAAAAUCUCUCAAAAAAAGCAGCAUCUGGCAUCUGUGAAACCCCUACCUGGCACUAGUGGCAGCCAGCCUCAGUUUGCAGGUUGGCCUCUCCUGGGAAUCUCCAAGCCCAGCACAAAUAGUAGCCUUCUGAAGGUUGCUCAGUAGCUCAUUCUGGGUGGCCCCAGGCAUGGCACAGGUGAUAGCUGACCUUGCACCUCCCAGAAGGCCUCAGAGCCAGUGCACUCAGUGGACAGCUUCAGACCACACCAGAUUACAAUCUUACCACCUCCAUGAGUGACACACUCAAGGGACAAACUCAAGGGGCACCAAAACCCCACUGAAUCAAGUCCUAUUCCAUGGGGUCAGCCCCUGCACAGAUACUCUGCUGUAUUAACAGAUGGUCCUUACAACUGAUUUGCCUAGGGAUCAAUUUUUCCCAGUGACAUGCCAACAGCAAUCAAGACUCAACUACAACAGAACAGUGCACACAGCCCACAUGGGGUGCACCUGGAGCACCCAGCUCAGGUGACCAGGGAGGCUGCACCACUGGGCCUUACAAGACACUACAUAAGACCACUCUAUCAUGUCUUAGAGACAUAGUAGCUCUCUACCUAAUACAUAGAAACAAACACGGGGAAGCAGCCAAAAUGAAGAAACAAAGAAACAGGUACCAAAUGAAAGAACAGAAGAAAUCUCUAGAAAAAGAACUAAAUGAAAUGGAGGCAAGCAAUCUACCAGAUACAGAGUUAAAACAAAGGUUUUAAGGAUGCUUAGUAUGAACAGCAUUAAAAAA